Molecule: messenger RNA, 1901 nt
Organism: Tarenaya hassleriana
Lineage: Eukaryota; Viridiplantae; Streptophyta; Magnoliopsida; Brassicales; Cleomaceae
Exons: 5
Coding region: 16-879 (287 amino acids)
Biological process (GO): translational termination
Cellular component (GO): chloroplast
Molecular function (GO): translation release factor activity
Source: RefSeq, a predicted model, not a curated record
AACUCAUUUAUCCAAAUGAAGGCAACCGAUUUUAGUAAAAAGGACUUCUGUGCCGAUUGUUGUAACUUGUAUUGCGCGACCAAGCAGUGUAUUUCUGUGAAUUUCCCUCACACUCCAUCUCUGCGGUCUUCAAUGGCGUUGGCGGCUCUGUUUCUCACUAGAUUCCCUUUUCUCGUUCUUCACCGGUCGCCCUCGCCAUCGCCAUCGCCGUUGCCGUCUGUUCACUUCUACUAUAGGAGGAGCAUUCCAGCCUGUGGGUAUGCUCUUGGCAACCGUUAUUUUCCGAUCCUCUGUUAUUCCUCCUCUAUCGUCGGUGGAGAUUCCGGUGGCCAGGUAUCGGAUUCUGCGGUUGCCGAUUACUUGAAGAUCAGUGACGAUCAAUUGAUGAAGCAAUGCAAGAUGGAGACGUUCAGGGUAUCGGGACCUGGAGGACAGCACCGGAACAAGCGUGACUCCGCUGUACGGCUCAAGCAUUUGCCCACCGGAAUCGUGUCUCAGGCCGUCGAGGACCGAUCGCAGCACAAGAACCGCGCGUCUGCUCUCACUCGACUUCGCACUCUCCUCGCCGUGAAAGUGAGGAACAAGGUGGAUCUAGACACGUAUUCCCCUCCCCCGGAGCUUCUUCAGAUUCUUCCUCCGAAGUCUACCAUCAGGCUAUCUACUUCUGGUCCCCAAAUUGGACCCAACAAUCCUAAGUUUGUGCCUGGAAUGCAAGCUUUGAUUGAUCUUAUCUCUGCCAAUGGUGGCUCCAUCUCCGAUUCUGCCAGAUUGCUUGGGUUGUCCACCGGUGCCUUAUCUCGUUUGAUACUAUCCCAUGAUUCUCUUCGCAUGGCAAUCAAUGACAUCAGGGCAGCGAAGGGGAUGAAACCUCUCAAAUAGUUGUGUUGUAUGUAAUGCAUUUGAGGUAUGGUGUUCGGGCUUUUUCUCGGUAUUCUGUUUCAGCUGUGCAGCCAUGAUGCCGCAUAAAGACGGCCAUUUGAUGCACCAUAUCCUGAAUACAAGUACAAGGUGAUAUGCUCCUAAUUAGUUUACUCUAAAGUUUUGUCCUUACUCCUUUGUAACAUUGGAAAGCCACUCUUUGUAUUGAGAUGAUGUAGUAUAGGUUGUUCAAUCACAAUGUUCUUCUCCUUUUCCACCUUAUUCUUUGUUAUACCAGUUGGAAUAAGAUUAAUUUAGAUUAGGUUUCUUCUCUUUUGUUCCAUGUUCUUCCUUGUCUGUUCUCACUUGAAUACUAUCAGUUUCUUUUGUGGUGUAAAAUGAAGCACUUUGUCUUUCAUUUGGUGCCUUUGGCCAGUUCAAAAAUGUCUAGAAGGGCAUAUACCCUGCACUGUAAAGCGAUUGCAAGUUGGACUUCCAACACCAACUUGCAGUUGCAGAUAUGGUACAUCAGUUACAAGUUUAAUGUGUCAGUGCUUUUGAAGAUAUGAAAUGACUGCGUUAUAGGCAUGUAGAGUUGGCUAUCAUCAUUCAAACCUUCAGGUCAGCUCUUCAUUCCCUAUCCAAGGUGGCUCACUCAUAUCAUCUAGGGCUUAUGCAUGUAUGCCUUUUGUGAUUUCAGUUGUAGCAGUUAUACUGACGCUCUUUUAACACGGUUUAUGCAUAAUCUAAGAAAAAUGUGUUGCUACCUGCAGGAAUCUUCUCAUGGAUAUUGGAUAUUACGAAUAGCAAGAGAGUUUGAUGCAGCAGAAUCAGAUUCUUGUAGAAUGAGGUUCUGUUCUUCCCCACACUGAAAAGGAAAGAACUUUUGGGUUGUGGAGUUGACUCUUGAGAAAUGUUGUUUAUUCAUUUAUAUCCAGAAACCCAAGAGGAGUAGGGAGUACUGUGGUGCACUCUGACUCACUCUGGUUUAUUUUAAAGAUGAAUUUGAAAAUGUGCUCUUGAGGAAAGAUUUCUCGACUUUU